Molecule: messenger RNA, 2541 nt
Organism: Ictalurus furcatus (blue catfish)
Lineage: Eukaryota; Metazoa; Chordata; Actinopteri; Siluriformes; Ictaluridae
Product: protein phosphatase 1H-like
Exons: 10
Coding region: 273-1793 (506 amino acids)
Biological process (GO): protein dephosphorylation
Molecular function (GO): protein serine/threonine phosphatase activity
Source: RefSeq, a predicted model, not a curated record
UGGGCGUGGUUUCGGACGCAAACUGAUGCACAAUGGCUGGUGAGCUCUGGUCCAGUUCACUCUCAGUCACAUGACAGAUAAUCUAGAGCGGCAGUUCCGCGUUUAUUGCGACAGGCACAGUAGAUACAGUGACAAGCUGAAUGGAUACUUAAAGCGGCGUCUUUCUUUAUGGUUUUGUUUGAUCAUUUCCGUUGUGAUCGCCUUGCGGCGUCGUGUUCGCUCUGGGGUGGCCCUCGAGGGAAAAGCGGAGUGGCGCGGGGACGUUCAGCAACAUGUUCAGCAGGGUCAGGUCGGCCGUGGCCAGUUUGGUGGGCGGCUUUAUGCCUGGCUCGGCCAGCAGCGGAGAGCGAGCGACUGGCGUGGAUUUGCCGCUGAAGUUCCCGUACGUGAGGCCGGAGUUUCUGGGACUGUCACUGGACGAGGUGGAGUGCUCGGCUGAUCAUGUGGCGCGACCCAUCCUAAUCCUCAAAGAGACGAAGAGGUUACCAUGGGCAACUGGCUACGCAGAGGUGAUAAAUGCUGGGAAAAGUACUGUGAAUGAGGACCAGGCCUGUUGUGAAGUCAUGCUGGUGAAGAAGAGGCCCACCGGAUCCUCCACACCCUGCAAACCAUCCAAGAGGAGAUCCUCUCUGCCUAAUGGAGAGGGUCACAGCCUUGCUGAGAGCUCAAUGGAGAAUGGCGAGAUGGUCUUCCACUACUGGGCUCUGUUUGAUGGACACGCUGGCUCAGGUGCAGCUGUUAUGGCCUCCAGACUGCUCCAUCGGCACAUUGCGGAGCAGCUGCAGGAGAUUUUGGAUGUUCUGCGCAACCUGGCAUCACUGCCACCUACUGUAAUGGGAGAUGACCUGGAUCAUACCAGUACCCCCUGCAUGCCUCGAGCCCUAUCAAGAGCAUCCUCCCUGCGCAACUCGCCGUGUACUACUGCGCCACGCUUUUUCACUGAGAAGAAGAUCCAGCAUGAGAGCCUUGUGAUCGGUGCCCUCGAGAAUGCCUUCAAACACAUGGAUGCCCAGAUCGAGAGGGAAAAAGCUGUGUAUAAUAUCAUGGGUGGAUGCACUGCACUCGUGGCGUCGUUCAUUCUGGGCAAGCUGUAUGUGGCCAAUGCAGGGGACAGCAGAGCUAUCAUAAUCAGGAAUGGUGAGAUCAUCCCCAUGUCUGCAGAGUUUACUCCUGAAUCAGAGAGACAGAGACUGCAGUUCCUGGGUUACAUGCAGCCUCAUCUGUUAGGGGGAGAGUUCACACACCUGGAGUUCCCUAGGAGGGUCCAGAGGAAGGAGGUGGGCAAAAAGAUGCUGUACCGUGACUUCACCAUGACUGGCUGGGCAUAUAAAACCAUUGAGGAUGAGGACAUCAGAUUCCCUUUAAUAUACGGUGAAGGAAAGAAGGCUCGUGUGUUGGCAACAAUCGGCGUGACUCGUGGGCUCGGUGAUCACGACCUCAAAGUUCAUGACUCUAAUAUCUACAUUAAACCAUUUCUGUCCUGCUGUCCUGAGGUGAGAGUAUAUAACCUGACGCAGUAUGAGCAUGGCACUGAUGACGUGCUGGUGAUGGCCACCGAUGGCCUGUGGGACGUUCUCUCAAACGAGGAAGUGGCUGAGUACGUCACUUCUUUCCUCGCCAACUGUGACCCAGAUGACUUGCACAGGUACACCAUGGCAGCACAGGAUUUGGUGAUGCGUGCUCGGGGCAUGCUCAGGGACCGUGGAUGGCGCAUAAAAGACGAUCGCCUUGGCUCCGGAGAUGACAUUUCCGUUUACAUCAUCCCACUUAUGUAUGGUAACCGACAGCCAUAGAGCAGGUGCUUCUCUGUUGAACUUUUCUGUCUCUCUCUCACACACAUACACACUUAAACAACUUUCCACACCCUGUGAUACACAGUGUACAGUGUUCCUCUUUGUACUGGAAGGGGAAAAAUACAUUUAUACAGUUCCCAUGACCCAUCACUUAGCAGAACUCCUGGUCAUGCGCUUCAAGACUAAUCCACAGUUAUAGCAUGGUAAUGAGUUGUCUUUUAUGCCUAUGACUAAUUUCUUUCUUUCUUUCUUUUUCUUUUUUUUUUUUUUUUGCUAGAUGAAGGCAGGUUUUUUUAAUGUAUGUCUUGUUAUUCAGUAGGAAAUAUGGAUGUGUGUGAAAGUGCAAACAUUUCCAAAUUAUUCAUUCUUUCCAAUCAUUCCUUAAUGUUCGUUGUUUUCAUUCAUAUCCCAGAGUGCUCACUACAUUUCAUAAAUGUAUUACAGUAAUUAAGCAAUAUUGUAGGUAUAUUUUAAUGACUGUAUGUUGUAAAAAAAUAGAUCAUUGGAGUAGGUUGAAGUAAACUAUAUUCAUUUUCAGCUUCAGAGCCAUCUCUCUCACACACAUGCACUUAUGUUAUGAUUAUUCUGUGACUUGAUUUGACAUCGUGGCACUUUUAAGCCUGGAUCAUUUGAUCAUUGGGAAGGUCAAUUUAUCUUUGGGAGAUUCAUUAUUUACUUGUUCAACCAUGGUAAAUGCAUAAUAUCUCAGGAUGACAUUGGUGCAUAUACUCUGUAUAUAUACUGUCUA